GGCUAGGAGAACUUUUAAGGGCCGUCACCCAUCAUCAUAUUAUUAAUUGUCUCUGUUUGGGCAGACAGUUCGGUAGUCCAGAUAAGAAUUGCAGAAACGGGGAGAUCAAUAAGCCACUGUGUUGAAAGCCAAUACUACGAAAGGGACCAACGCACGAAUGAAAAGAAAGCACUCAACACCAUAAUAUAAAUUACAUCACAAGAAUUUUGAAUUGAUACAUUACCAUGGUGACAACGCAUGCCGUUCACCUCGCCACUCUUUUGUUCGUCGCUGUGGCGGUCGACUGCUUCUCUCCGGGAUGGAUCACGAAUAGCAGAACGGAAACGCCAGGCAGCAAUACGCGAACUACGCUUUUGCAAGCGGAACGAAAGCCGUCGAGGGUAUCGGAUCCCUCCGGACCAACCGUCGAAAUGGAGCCAGAGGAAUUUGAAGAGGUUGACUACGACAGUCUUCCCGAAGCCAAGUUCGACGAUUCCAACAUUCCCAUUCCCAGCCAACCCUGGAGGAGGGGAGAGCUGGCCGGUUGCGAUGCUCCCAUUGACGCCGAGUGGAGGAAGGAGGCGGAGAAGAUGAUCGAAAUGGGCGUUCAGAUUUCCGGGGGAACCUACAUUGACACCACGUGGUAUCUCACGUCUGUCGUGAUCACGAUCGGCAUGGACUUCCAAGAGAUGAAGAUGGAUCUCUUGCGCGAGGGUGGACCGGAAAUCAAGGUCGAUACGGCCACCAAGCCCAUUUAUUACGAUCCGGACGAUCCCGAACCAGAGGACAUCUGGUUUGAGGAAGACGAAGAGACCCCCAUCUUCGAGAGGGAUCCCGACGCCGAAGACGCGAUCGCCAACCGAACCUACGCCAAGGCAGAUCCAAAAGAAGGAGAAGCAGAUACGCCCGAAAGUUUAGGAAUGGACCCAGAAGGUAAGAGAAGAUCACCAAACAUAAGAAAUUUGGCUAUGGUGCUUGAGCAGUGAUGCUGCUGAAGAGCGCGUUACCAGUAUUGCCGGAUAUUGACUCUUCGUGGCUUUUGGAAUGGGCGAAUUAGAUUAAUAAUGCUUCCCCCUUCUCGUUGUACUUAUGGUGCGUUUCUUAUGUAAAAACUUAUUAGGCGACGCUCCUCUUUACGUCGACAAGGAAUUCCGAGAGGACUUGGCGUUGCGAGCGAACGAACUCCGCAUGCUUCGAGAUACAAAGACUGACGACCCGGUCGACUGGGACGACAUGUUCUGGUUCGACAAGAGUGGACCGCACAAGAAAUAUUACGGGGAGAAGGUCAACACUGCAGCCCUUUCUACCAUUGCAGGAACAAUCCUCGACGCCCUCAACGAACGAGAAGACGAACUCCAGGUCUUGGCCCGCCACGAGGUGGUAAUGGCUUCUCCUAGCAACCCCCGUUCGAUCGAUACGCAAAAGAAAUUCGAUGCUGCUAUAGGCAGACGUGUUGCGGUCCGAACCCAUGAUCCGUGGGAAUCCAACAGGUCCCUGUACGGUGUCUUAGUCGAUCGCAACGCCCUCGAUGUGUACAUCAACCAAAAGGGACGGCUUGUAACAAUUCCAAACAAUUUUGUCUCUGGUGUAGAGCUAAUGUUAUCAGACGAAGAGGAGGACGAAUUGGAAGCCGAAGAAGAAUUACUUGAAUUGGACGAUGAGCUCAGCGAAGAGGAAUCGCACUCGGAGCUCAUGAAACGACGCCUUGCCGAGUUCGAAGCAGAAUUAGAGGAGGUCAUGGCAGAGGAGUACGAUGAGGAGGACGACGAUGAUGCCGAUACCGAAGACGAUAGCGGCGGAGAAGAUGACGAUGACGAUGUUAUCGAAGAAGAAAACUAAUUCUUUCCUUGGAAAGGUGACUAUUCCAUACGCAAAUAAUUUUUAAGUAUUCAG
Molecule: messenger RNA, 1872 nt
Organism: Pseudo-nitzschia multistriata
Lineage: Eukaryota; Bacillariophyta; Bacillariophyceae; Bacillariales; Bacillariaceae
Source: the annotation of a GenBank genome assembly